AAUAUACCCAGUACAUGGAAAGCAAUGGAGGCACUCUUUGACUCUGGCAAGGCCAGGGCUAUUGGAGUCAGCAACUUCUCUUCAAAGAAGCUUGGAGAUCUGUUAGAGGUGGCACGAAUACCUCCAGCUGUUAAUCAAGUGGAAUUGCACCCUCACUGGCAGCAACCGAAGCUGCACGCUUUCUGUAAAUCUAAGGGAGUUCAGUUAUCUGGCUAUUGUCCAUUGGCAAGGAAUAAGGUCCUUAAGAAUUCUAUUGUGAACUUGGUGGCAAAAAAACUGGGCAAGACUCCUGCCCAAGUGACUCUUCGAUGGGGGUUACAAAUGGGUCACAGUGUAGUGCCUAAAAGCACGAAUCAGGCAAGGAUACAGGAAAACUUUAAUCUUUUUGAUUGGUCUAUACCCAACGACUUGUUUGCCAAACUCUCUGAAAUUAAGCAGGAGAAGCUUGUUCCAGGAACUGGUUUUGUACAUGAGACUUUGGGUGCGUACAGGACCCUUGAAGAACUGUGGGAUGGCGAGUUGUGAGAAGAACCUAGGUCCUGUUUCAAUGGUUUAUAACUUUAUACCUAACGUGUAAGUGCAACCGCACCAAAACUAAAAUUGUAUGAAAGAUUGAUUCUGCCAUUAAAAUAUAAGUGAUGAGUAUAUAGUGAUGUGAGAGGUGGAAUUGUUGCAUGUUCAAUCUCCUUCACCUGCUUGUAUUCAUUCUUGGUUUUAGAUCAAGAUAGAAGACAAUCAUUUUCUGAUGCUUUCCUCCUUAUUUC
Prunus avium (sweet cherry) is the source of this 764-nucleotide messenger RNA. NCBI's taxonomy places the organism in Eukaryota, Viridiplantae, Streptophyta, Magnoliopsida, Rosales, Rosaceae. The record is from RefSeq and is a predicted model, not a curated record.